UGACCUUUCUCUCAUCUCCCUCGUGCUUUGCCUCUUUUCAGUCUCUGUCCAGUAGGAUGAACUCAGCGAACCUCACCUGGGCCACGGGUGCCCCUGCUGAAUUCAUCCUCCUCGGCAUCACGAAUCGCCAGGACCUGCGUGUGGCCCUCUUCCUGACCUGCCUGCCUGUCUACCUGGUGAGCCUGCUGGGAAACAUGAGCAUGGCGCUGCUGAUCCACGUGGAUGCCCGGCUCCACACACCUAUGUACUUCUUCCUGGCCAACCUCUCCCUGCUGGAUGCCUGCUAUUCCUCCGCCAUUGGUCCCAAGAUGCUAGUGGACCUGCUGCUGCCCCGAGCCACCAUCCCUUACACAGCCUGUGCUCUCCAGAUGUUUGUCUUUGCAGGUCUGGCUGACACCGAGUGUUGCUUACUGGCAGCCAUGGCCUAUGACCGCUACGUGGCCAUCAGCAAACCGCUUCUAUAUACAACAGCUAUGUCACAGCAUCUAUGCUUGGCCUUGCUGGGGGCUUCGGGCCUGGGGGGAGCAGUGAGCGCCUUUGUUCACACAACCCUCACCUUCCGCCUGAGUUUCUGCCACUCCCGGGAGAUCAAUAGCUUCUUCUGUGAUAUCCCUCCACUGCUGGCCAUCUCGUGCAGUGAUACCCAUCUCAACGAACUCCUUCUCUUCGCCAUCUGUGGCUUCAUCCAGACAGCCACGGUGUUAGCUAUCACAGUGUCUUAUGGAUUCAUCGCUCGGGCUGUGAUCCACAUGCACUCAGUCAGGGGCCGUCAGCGAGCAGCCUCCACCUGUGGCUCCCACCUCACAGCUGUGGCCAUGAUGUACGGGACACUCAUUUUCAUGUACCUGCGCCCCAGCUCCAGCUAUGCCCUGGACACUGACAAGAUUGCCUCUGUGUUCUAUACCCUGGUCAUCCCGGCUCUCAACCCGCUCAUCUACAGCCUCCGCAACAAGGAGGUCAAGCAGGCCCUCAGGCGGACCUGGAGCCGAUUCCACUGUCCAGGACAGGGGUCCCAGUGAUUGGUUCAGGGAGGCUGAGUAGAUCUGAUUAUGAGGGGAUGAGGAGGAUUCUCUUUCUGGCUGCAGUCACUGUCGGUAAAGAUGGGACGUUCCUCUGGCUUGGAUGUCUCUUGUCAUUGUAUAAGGGACAAUGGAGGAAAUGGAAAGCUUAUAGCAGGAAGGAAAAGACUUGGGGUUCAUCCAGGGCUAGACCUAGAGCCAGAGCCUAGACCAGGCUAAUGUUGCUGUUGCACUGCCUCAGGUUCUUCAACAUUCAAAACAUAAACGUUCAGCCCGGUGCAGUGGCUCACGCCUGUAACUCCAGCACUUUGGGAGGCUGAGGCAGGAGUUCAAGACCAGCCUGGGCAACCAGUCACUACAAAAAAAAUUGUUAAAAAUAAGCCGGGCAUGAUGGUAUACUAUGCAGCCAUAAAAAAGAAAGAGAUCAGAGCUGGGCAUGGUGGCUCAUGCCUGUAAUUCCAGCACUCUGGGAGGCCCAGGCAGGUGUGGAUCAUGAGGUCAGGAGUUCAAGACCAUCCUGGUUAACAUGGUAAA
Callithrix jacchus (white-tufted-ear marmoset) is the source of this 1553-nucleotide messenger RNA. RefSeq names its product olfactory receptor family 5 subfamily C member 1 (gene OR5C1). Gene Ontology annotation, molecular function: G protein-coupled receptor activity; olfactory receptor activity. Lineage: Eukaryota; Metazoa; Chordata; Mammalia; Primates; Cebidae. Gene Ontology annotation, biological process: G protein-coupled receptor signaling pathway. Gene Ontology annotation, cellular component: membrane. The record is from RefSeq and is a predicted model, not a curated record.